Oenanthe melanoleuca is the source of this 6005-nucleotide messenger RNA. RefSeq names its product lethal(3)malignant brain tumor-like protein 3. Bases 214 to 2235 code for a protein of 673 amino acids. Gene Ontology annotation, cellular component: nucleus. Gene Ontology annotation, biological process: regulation of DNA-templated transcription. NCBI's taxonomy places the organism in Eukaryota, Metazoa, Chordata, Aves, Passeriformes, Muscicapidae. The transcript has 20 exons. Gene Ontology annotation, molecular function: protein binding; zinc ion binding. The record is from RefSeq and is a predicted model, not a curated record.
CGCUGCCGCCAUCCCGCCGCCGGCCCCGGGCCUGGCGCGGCCCCUGGGGGCGGAAAGUGCGUUUAAACUCCCCGAGGGGCGAGAGCGCCGCGAACCCGCCGGUGGGCGCCGCCAGGACGCCGGAUCAACUUCUCUGCACGACCAGAAAGUAUUUACAGUUUCUGAGUGCCCAGACAAGCCGUGCCCUGUGCUGAUUCCCAAACCUGUGAGCAAAUGGAUUGCUUUGAGAAUGGGAAGAUUUGUGCUCAAAUGGGCUCCCAGCAGCACAGGGAGAGCAGUGGCUGUCAGGUGACUGAGGCUGGCAGACCUGUCAGACGUCUCCGGAGAAAGAGAAGAUUGCCUCUGGAUUCAGAGGAUGAGGAGGAAAAUGCAUAUGAGGAUGAGGAGAAGAAUAAAUCAAAUAAUAUGAAAAGCCGCAGAAACACUAAACCAAUAAAACAAGUGCUUCCUGGAAAGAAGAAGGUAUGGAACUGGCCUUCCUACCUGGAAGAAGAACAGAUGGCAGCUGCUCCCCAAAAGCUGUUCAGAGAGUAUCAGUCAUUCCCACAAGGCCGAAAUGGAUUUAAAGUUGGAAUGAAAUUGGAAGGGGUGGAUCCUGAGCACCCCUCUCGAUUCUGUGUUCUCACAGUGGCUGAGGUGCAGGGGUACAGGAUGCGGCUGCACUUCGAUGGUUUCCCAGAGUGCUACGACUUCUGGGCUAAUGCUGAUUCCUCAGACAUCCAUCCUGUGGGCUGGUGUGAAAAAACAAGCCAUAAGCUGCUCCCUCCUAAAGGUUUCAAGGAGGGAGAAUUUAAUUGGACUUCCUAUCUGAAGAGCUGCAAAGCUCAAGCAGCUCCAAAAAGCCUUUUUAAGACCCUCAGCAGUCCUGUCACACCCUCUGGCUUUCGUUUGGGAAUGAAGCUGGAGGCAGUGGACAAGAAGAACCCGUCGCUGGUUUGUGUUGCCACCGUCAGGGACGUGGUGGAAAACCGGCUGCUGAUCCACUUCGACAACUGGGAUGGCAGCUAUGACUACUGGUGUGAAACGAGCAGCCCAUAUAUCCGUCCUGUGGGCUACUGCCAAGAAACUGGAACCCCACUGACAACACCACCUGGACACAAGGAUUCCAAAGCCUUUUCAUGGGAGAAAUACUUGGAAGAAACCAAUUCCCAAGCAGCCCCAGCAAGAGCCUUUAAACUGCGCCCUCCUCACGGAUUCCAGGUUAAUACCAAGUUAGAGGCUGUGGACAGACGAAAUCCCAUCUUGAUAAGAGUGGCAACAAUCGUUGACAGAGACAGCCACCGUGUUAAGAUACAUUUUGAUGGCUGGGACCAUCACUAUGAUUUCUGGGUGGAUGCAGACAGCCCUGACAUCCAUCCUGUGGGCUGGUGUGACAAAACUGGACACGCUCUGCAAGUCCCUCUAGGUGCUGAAGAUCCAGAGGGAGCAGUGGGACAGGCAUGUCCUACCCCAGGCUGCCAGGGGAUUGGGCACGUCCGGGGCCCCCGCUACGGAACACAUCACACCUUAGUUGGGUGCCCAUACUCUGAUGUGAACCUCAGCAGAGAAAACCUGUUACAGGACCGGCUGAGUGGGGAGAGACCCUCCCCUGGGAGCAGCGUGCAGAGGGGCAGGAGGCUGGAGACUGCUGGCCCAUUGCUGGGGGCAGAGGGGUCUUCUCAGGGCGACUCCUCACAAUCCAGAAAAUCUGCACCAGACAGUGAAAAGUGGUGUCAAAGCAGCAUCCACACUCCAUCAGAGCAGUCAGAAAACAGUGGGGAGAGAGGCUGGGGAGAUGAGGAUUCCUCUGCAGACAUCAAAGCCACACCAAAAACGCUUGGGUGCUCACAUGCCUAUAUCAAGUUUCAGCUGGUGAAACAGGAAAGCAAUGGGAAAGGCCCUGAUUUGGAUCUCCAGCAGGCUCUCCACCAGUCUAUCUUCAUGCCUUCCCUGGCCUCUAACCCGACCCACCGCCUCCAUCUCUUCUGGGAGCAGCACUGCAGGCUCUUGCCCGAGGUCUCAGGCCUGACAGCCAAACAAGUUGCCAAAUGGACUGUGGAGGAGGUGGUGAGCUUUAUCCAGCGUUUGCCUGGUUGCAAAGAACAAGCAUCAGUGUUCAGGGAAGAGCAGAUUGACGGGGAGGCUUUCCUGCUCCUCAAGCAGAAUGACAUCGUUAAAAUACUCAGCAUCAAGCUGGGCCCUGCCCUGAAGAUCUACAAUGCCAUCCUUAUGUUCAAGUCUGCAGAAGACAACUGAGAAGAGGCCUUUGGAAGAUCCAGGAGGAAUUGACAGGGAUUGGAUCUUCAGCUGUGAGCAUUACAACACACCAGACAGGUGGAUUGGGACUCGGAUGUGUUUUAAGUAGAACUUAGUAAAAAUGGUUUGAGGUUAUAAAAAUCCUGCCACAGUCUGGAAUAUGGGGCAGCUUCACUUCCAAGAAGAGGAUAUUAUUAUAUUUUGUAAUUGAAUUUGGUUUUGAUAUAUCAAUCUCUUUUUGAGAUCGAGAAGAAACCUCCAGUUCUAAGGGGAAUCCAAGGUAGCACUGUGGAGCUGCACAAGCAAGAAGAAAGUUUUGAGACACUGGCUUUGUGUCCAGUGAUAGUGCCUGAAAGACUGAGUGAUCACCAGCGAGAUUAAUGUGUUCUUUGUAAUAAAAGAGAGAGGAAAAAGAUGCACUUCAGAGCAACUCCCCCAUAUCCUUCACUGCUGUGACUCAGGAGCUGACCUUUUCACAACUGGUUGUUCAAUUCCAGUUUUUCCUACUGAUCCUGGUUGUUGUGAUGCCCUUGGUUGCUGGGCUGUUUUCACAUGGGCAGAGGGUUUCCAUCAGGGAUGGCUUGCACAGGUACUGCCAGCAAGUAAAGUGUCCUCAUUCCCUGUCAGGAGGCAGGGCAGGGCAGGUGGGCUGUGGGUAGAUAAAGAUCCCAUGAGGGCAACUGCUGCUGGAGACAAAGAGAUGUGUUUUAGUUGUAAUUCUCCCAUCAGUGCUUUUGUGCAGCUCCUCCUUCUGGGCCAGGAACAUCUUCUGGCAGAAUGGCACAAUCAGGAGCAUUGAGGAUUGGUGUGUGUUCUUGCCCUCUCCACUGUCAGCCAAUGCUAAGAACAGGAGUUGGAAAGCCAGCAGUGGCCAGAGUGUGUGUGUAAACAGAUUUCCUAGAGACAAAUGACUUUUCCUUUGAACCAUCCAAACUGAUGAAUGUGAAGUGCUUUGGUCUUCUCCCCUUGUUGUGAACUUUGGUGUGUUCUGCCAGAGAGCUGGAGGGCAGGGCAGCAGCUCCUCUUCCUCUGGGAGGGGGGCAGGCAGAGCAUCCAGGGAUGUAAGAUUGGAGAGGAAUCAGGAUUUAAACAGCAAAAUGUGGGAGCAGUUAGUUGCCAAAGAGAGAGCUGCUGUAUGUGGGGAGAGGAGUGGAGCCUGGGGCUGUGUUCUGCACAUGCAGCCCGUGCUGUCCUGGUGGGAGCACAGUGUAAGGAGCAUGGCCAUGACAUGCUGGGGGGUUUCAUGGUGUCCUGUCCCCAUGGUGCCCUGCAGGCACAGUGAGUCCUGCUCACACUCAGUGCUGGCAGGACCAGCUCUGUCCCCAGCCUCUCCCUGCUGGCUCUGUGGCUGUUCCAGAGCCACCUCAGCUCAGGCAGCCCCUCAGCUGUGGCUCCAGGCUGGCUCCUGCCUGUGGGAGCCCUUGGGAGCCUGGGGUGUGUCCUGGUGCUGCCAAGGGCAGGUUCUGCCCUCAGCCCCUGCCAGCCUGUGGGGCUGUCUCAGGGCACUGAUGGUGAUGUGAUCCAUCCACAGCUCCUCAGAUUCCCUUGGCAUCUCUGCCACCAGUGUGGCUGUCAGGAGCUGUCAGGAACAGAGUGAACACACUGUCCAUGACUGUGUGGGACUCAAGGAACACACUUGUUCCCCCUUCUGCCUCACCCACAUCCUUUGUCCGACCCUCCUGCUGCUGAGAAGGUUCUUGUGACUUGUCUGAAGCAGAAGGUUCCUUAAAUUGAAGAUAGAAUCCACACCACUGAAGCCAUUCAGUCCUGGAAUAAUACUUAGAGCAGUUUGUUUCUAUAUAUAUUUUUAAUAAGAAUUUAAGGAGUUUAAGCCUUCAGGUUUGGUGGGAUAUUUAAUAGCUGAACCAAUACAUAUCAGCCAGGGAGCUGCAGGGGAGAAAUUUUUUGCAGUGUUAAGGACUAGCAAUGGGUGAAUUUACUUUAUUAAAAAAAUUUUUAGUAUGAUAACCAGGAUAUUCACCAAAGAGUCAAAUUCCUUUAUCCCUCUCUGCACAUCCAGAGGCAAAAUUAAGACUAGAUUGUAAGUGGCAUGUCCUCUGACAGAAGUCGCCUUCUGGGCAAAGCAGAAUUGUUUCUUGACAGCUGGAACAGAGGAUCCAGAGCUGGGCUGUUUAUUCCUGCCUCUCCACUGAGUUGCUAAAUGACCCUGAGCCCCUCCUUGCCCCACUUUCCCCCUCUGUGACACCCAGCCAGGUGGGCUAAGUGCAAUUCUGCCUUUUUACUGUUUCAAGCAAGCAGGUCCUGCCAGAGUUUCUGUUCCACCUCCUUCCUUUGGGAGCCUGAGUUGGGGGACAGCAGAUUGCCUCUAGCAGUAAACCAAAAUCUAAUAUUAAUUUGAGUUCUUUUACUAUAUAUAGAUGGAGGAUGAAGAGAAUCGGUUAAACAAGCAGUGAGAUUCAGUCAGUGAAAUUAUUCAAACAGAAGAGAAAUCUUUAAUCCUUGGGGCUUCUGAGCCAGCUGGAUCAAAGAGGAAAAUGUGUACUUGGAGGUUGUUCAGUGACAGCCAGCACAGUGCUUUCAGCAGGGGGGAAGGAGGAACCUUUUAGGGAUGGAAGGAGGAGGAAUGUGCUUCUUGUGCCUUUUUUUGUAAUCUGAUAAUUGUCUUUGCAGAGCAAGCAAGAAUGUGCACACAUCUAUUACCCACUCCUUUCCCAAAUAUAGCUGUAUUCCAAUAAAAUCCAGCACUUCACAGGGCAAAAAGACUUCCAGUGCCUUCACUGGACACAUUUAAAACUCCCUGAUAUUUACAAGAUAGAAAAAAAAUAAAUCAGCUCAUCUUUUAGCCCCAUAACUUAGGAAUUCAUCAGUUGCUGGUGCCAUUCCAUUUCUGUCAGGGGUGUGAGUUGUUCCUGCUGCCUGUCCAAAUUCUGCUCUGCCUCUCCCCAGUCCUGCUCCAGGCCUGUGCCAUGGCCAGGGCUCUGCAGAGGCCCUCGGUUUCCUGAUGCCUUGUGUGGUUUGAAAUGUGCACUUUGAAGCAAAAAUCUCAAAGUUGUGGCUCUGGGGGGAGCAAAACUGAAGCUGGUUAAUGCCAGCUGGGAUUGGGAGGAUUUAGAGUCUGCUGGAUGUCAGCAGGAACCAGUUGCUGGCCCAGCUGAACCCAGAAGUCUCUUAGUAAUACAGAGAGAUUCCUUAGAAGCAUCUGGGAGCUGUGACAAGUUCCCAUGGGCCAGCAGUGCAGUUGGGAAUUUCCAGUUCUCAAAAUCUUAUUCCUGGCUGUGUUUCUUUUCCCUUACCACUGGUUUUGAAAUUCAAAGCAAUCAAAUUUUUCUCCUUUUCUCUUUUUCUCAUUGGCUGGGAGUCCUGUUAAAUUUUUUCUGUGCCAUCACCAACAAUCAUCCCCAUAAUCCAGUAGCAGCAAAUUUCAGCUCUGGGUAAUGAAUGACAUGGAAGUGGGACAGGAGCAUUUGGUGUGGCUGCUGAAGGAAAAGGCCAACAUUGGCCCAGGGAUGAGCCAGUUCAGCUGUACAAGAUUUCCUGCCUGCUACUUUUAUGCCCUGCUUAGGGAUUUAUACCACAGAGAGCUUUAAAGUUUUUGACAUCCCCCCCAUCAUGUGAUGAGCCAGCUUAUUUUGGAGAUUCCUGUUACUUGAAGUGGAAGGAUGAGCAGGGGAAGGGAGCAGAGGCUCAGCUCAGCCUCAGAAAUGUCUGCCUGCUUUAAACCAAAUACUUGAGCUUUUCAACACUAGCCAUGACCUUGCACUCCACCGAUGCUUUCCUCUGGAAAUGUGAAUAAAAUUAAUGUAAGUUCA